Messenger RNA from Athene cunicularia (burrowing owl), 5850 nucleotides. It is a transcript of the gene VPS35L, whose product is annotated as VPS35 endosomal protein sorting factor like. The transcript is spliced from 31 exons. The record is from RefSeq and is a predicted model, not a curated record. Lineage: Eukaryota; Metazoa; Chordata; Aves; Strigiformes; Strigidae. Gene Ontology annotation, biological process: endocytic recycling. Bases 2437 to 5187 code for a protein of 916 amino acids. Gene Ontology annotation, cellular component: endosome.
CUAAGCGCGGGGGCACCUGCCGUCGGGUGGGAUGCGGUCCCGCCGCGGUCUUAUGCCGGUGCCCCCUGCUCGGAGCAAGGGCCGCAGCGGGGAAGGCGCCUUCCUCCCGGCGGGGCCACUGCGGGCGAGCGUCUGGGCGCCUUCCUCACAACGCCCGCGAAGGUGAAGGUUUCAUACGGUGAAUUUACGUUUACUAGCCCAGUUUAGCUUCUGUUAGUGAGCUUCCACAGGCUCUUUACGGUGUUUACGGGCUACAAACCGUAGAUGUAGAGUCAGUUUCCAGCGACAUGCAGUAUUUCUUCAGGAAAACUUGGGGUGCAGCUGAGGAAGCUGCACUGCGUAGGACAUGGAAUAAUUUAACAGUGGUAUUUGUUACAGAAAGGAAGGAUAAAACAAGCACCCUUUCUCUGACAGAGUAAAGGAAAAUACGUUAAUAGUUCAUUAUUCUUCAGACUUGUUGACAGAUGAGCUGAUUUUCUGUUUGUGGAAGACUUGCUCUCCUGAGGCUAUUGUUCUUUUAGCACAUCAGAUAUAUCCAGCUUCCAGGUUUUGAUGUAGCUGAUGGAUUAUAGUCCUGAGUAAACUCGAAAUCAAACCUCAUGUGGAAUCAAGAAAAGUAAUAUUGCAGCAAUUAGAGCCUGUUGGAGCACUAGGAUGCUGAAUAGUUUUCCCCCUAUAUAUACUGUCAUGCUGAAAAUCAUCUCACUCUUUCGUAUUAUUAAUGAGCAAACUUUCACGUUUAACAAAAAGUGGAAAUAAUUGGUGGAUUUAAAAGUCGUUGUUAAUGAAACCAAAUGAGGUUUUAUGCAAACGUCAGAACUAUGCAUUUUAAAGUAAAUUCAAUGAGCUAUGAAAUACUUUAAAAUUUGAACUUAUUAUUAAGAAAAUUUGAGGGUGUAAGACAGCUCUAACACAUUAGUUGACCGUUGGAACUGUUGAUAUUUACUUUGAGUGUGGUAGUUACAGUGAAAGCUGUGUGUGUGGUCAGUGACCUUGCAGAAACAGGAAAUAAUAAGUACAGCUGCAACUUUUGAAUUUCUAGCAGUCCCAAAAUACAAUGAAAAGCUAAAGACUGCAGCCAUAGAGCAGAAACUGACAAUUGACUUUUACAUAAUACACCAAUGCUAAGAAGCAGCUCUGGUAACACUGAUGCAAAAGUGUCCAUGGAGAAAUAAUGAACCAGAACAAAAUGUUUUAAUGCAUGUUUUUCUGUAUUAUGGAAGAUAUUGUCAUGCAACAGGGUUCAGUAGAAAGAACCCUAGCUAUUUCUAAGUAUUGUUGGAUGCUAAUUUUAAAAAGGUGUUUUGCAGAUUGUCUGCGUACUCAUUAGUCUUUGUAUGAGGAAAAAAUAGCACCUGUUGGCACUGAAUAAAAAGAUCGUGCAUUAACAUAGUGUUCAGAUUUGUUAGAGUAGAAAAGAAUUGGCAAAUAUGUAAAGUAAUUUAAAGCUUAGGUCUAUUUGUAACAGCUGUGUGGACAUACCUAGAGAUAUUGUUUGGGGUUUAUGUUUAAUAUUCAAAUAAUGGUAGGUACAUUCACUUGUGGGAUGCACUUCCUUGUAUUAUCAAUACCAAUAUAUGUAGAUGUUGUGAAGAGAUUCUUUUCCAUUUUGCCUGCCUUGAUUGUUUGUGCUCCCUGUAAGCUUUCUGAACCCUUGCUUUAGGAUAAGCACCACUUCUGUGUGGGUGCAGUGUACCUGGAAGGUGCCGUGUCCCGAGAAGGGGAGGUGUGCAGUGCAGGCUGGUGGUUCUGCUGCACAGGGGCUGGCUGUGUGCGGAACCUGGAGUGCAAGGGAAGUGUCCUGUGGGUGUCUCAAGGGGGUCAUUGUCCCCUGGGCCUGGUGCCCUGAUGGCUGGUAGUGGGGAGAAUGCAAAUCCCAGGGGUGAGGUGAGGGUGUCCCACUGUGCUAGUGACCAGCUUCCCAGUAACCCAGGGUGGAGGUGCAAUGUUUAGCUCGGGGUCCAAUGUUUAGCUCAGGGUCCCGGGGGUGCUCAUAGGGUGCGCUGGGUGCUGGAAGAGCUUCAGAAACUUAGGGGUGAGGAGGAAGUACAGUGGUCCCAGAGUUUGCCAGGAGGAGAGGAGACAGUUGGCAGUCUGGCAAGUGUCGAAGGUGUGGAGUGGUGGCAAUUGCAGUGAUGUUUGUGUGUGUAAAGAGGUUGAAACCCACUGUUGAAAAAUUACCUGCAAGCAGAGAUGGAUCUUGCAGUAAGCACUGGGGAUGAAACCCCAGCUUGGCCUGAGUGAUUUUUAUUUACUCUUGAAAGCUGACUGCACUGCCGAGACACGAAUGCUUAAGCUCCUUUCCCUGGAGAGCAUGCGAGAUCAAGAAACUACGUUUCAGAAUCUGAAGUGUGCAAACUGGAAUCUGUACCCUUGGAUUUUGGCGAUUACCAUCCACUAAAACCCAUUACAGUUACUGAAUCCAAGACUAAGAAAAUGAACCGUAAAGGAAGUACUUCUUCUACCUCCUCCUCUUCUUCUAGUUCUAUGUUGGAUCCAUUGAGCAGCGUGUUGGAUGGUACUGAUCCCUUGUCGUUAUUUGCAGCAGCUGCAGAUCCUGUGACAACUACUGCUACGAUGGAUAGUACACGAAAGAAACGGGAUAAAGAUGACAGCCCAGCAGUAGGAAGUGACUUUGAACCAUGGUCAAGCAAACGUGGUGAAAUCCUUGCUAGAUACACAACAACAGAGAAGCUCUCUAUUAAUCUGUACAUGGGAUCUGAAAAAGGAAAAGCUGCAACUACUGGCUCAGCAGUUUCUGAAAAAGUGAGGACAAGGUUAGAAGAACUGGAUGAUCUGGAAGAGGGGUCACAGAAGGAGCUGUUGAAUUUGACUCAGCAGGAUUACAUGAACCGCAUUGAAGAACUGAACCAGUCUUUGAAGGAUGCUUGGUCCUCUGAUCAGAAAGUAAAAGCUCUGAAAAUAGUCAUCCAGUGUUCUAAGCUUCUUUCAGACACAACAGUAAUCCAGUUUUAUCCAAGUAAAUUCGUUUUAAUUACAGAUAUCCUUGAUACUUUUGGGAAACUAGUAUAUGAAAGAAUUCAGUCAAUGUGUGUGGACAAUCGUGUCUCUUUGCCAGAUAAUUUUUCUCCAGAGUGUGUUAACGAUACAGCCAAAGAAACUUGCUUAAACUGGUUUUUCAAGAUUGCUUCAAUCAGAGAACUCAUUCCCAGAUUUUACGUGGAAGCAGCAAUACUGAAGUGCAAUAAGUUCCUAUCCAAAACGGGAAUUUCGGAAUGUCUCCCACGGUUAACGUCUAUGAUUAGAGGAAUUGGAGAUCCACUGGUUGCAGUCUAUGCAAGAGCAUACCUUUGCAGGGUUGGGAUGGAAGUGGCACCACAACUCAAAGAAAGCCUUAACAAAAAUUUCUUUGACUUUCUUCUAACAUUUAAACAAAUUCAUGGGGAUACAGUUCAGAAUCAGCUGAUAGUACAGUGUGUGGAGAUUCCUUUGUAUUUGACUCUAUACUCCCCUGCUAUAGACUGGAUUUUGCAGUGUAUUGCAUACCGUGCUCCUGAAAUUCUUCUUACUGAGAUGAUGGAGAGAUGCAAAAAAUUGGGGAACAAUGCUUUGCUGUUGAAUUCAGUCAUGUCAGCAUUCAGAGCAGAGUUUAUUGCUGCAAGAUCUAUGGACUUCAUUGGCAUGAUUAAGGAAUGUGAUGAAUCUGGAUUCCCAAAGCAUCUCCUCUUUCGCUCCUUGGGAUUAAACUUGGCAUUGGCUGAUCCUCCUGAAAAUGAUUGCCUUCAAAUAUUAAAUGAAGCCUGGAAGGUUAUAACAAAGCUGAAGAACCCACAGGAUUAUAUCAACUGUGCUGAAGUGUGGGUGGAGUAUACAUGCAGACAUUUUACGAAGCGAGAGGUCAAUACAGUUUUGGCUGAUGUUAUCAAGCACAUGACUCCUGAUCGAGCAUUUGAAGAUGCUUACCCACAGCUGCAGUCAAUUAUUCAGAAAGUUAUUACCUAUAUUUAUGACUUCUCCCUGCUUUUUUCAGUGGAGAAAUUCCUGCCAUUUCUGGAUAUGUUCCAGAAGGAAAGUGUGAGAGUGGAGGUUUGCAAGUGCAUUAUGGAAUCUUUUAUUAAGCAUCAGCAGGAGUCUACAAAGGAUCCUGUUAUACUCAAUGCUCUUCUGCAUAUCUGCAAGACGAUGCAUGAUUCUGUAAAUGCACUAACACUUGAGGAUGAGAAAAGAAUGUUAGCAGCUUUGAUAAAUGGAUUCAUAAAAAUGGUUUCAUUUGGCCGUGACUUUGAACAGCAGCUGAGUUUCUAUGUUGAAGCCAGGUCAACAUUUUGCAAUCUGGAGCCUGUUCUAGUCCAGUUGAUUCAUUCUGUGAACCAGCUAGCAAUGGAAACAAGAAAAGUGAUGAAAGGAAAUCAUUCCAGAAAGACUGCUGCGUUUGUCAGGGCUUGUGUUGCCUUCUGCUUCAUCACAAUUCCAUCUCUGAGCAGUAUCUUCACGCGUCUUAACCUGUAUCUACACUCCGGACAGGUUGCACUGGCAAAUCAGUGCCUUUCACAAGCCGAUGCUUUUUUCAAAGCUGCAGUGAGCCUUGUUCCUGAAGUGCCAAAAAUGAUCAGUGUAGAUGGAAAGAUGCGACCUUCUGAUGCCUUCCUCCUGGAAUUCCUUUGUAAUUUUUUUUCCACAUUAUUAGUUGUUCCGGACCAUCCAGAACAAGGAGUGUUGUUUCUUGUGCGAGGAUUACUAAAUGUGAUCCAGGAUUAUACCUGGGAGGAUAACAGUGAUGACAAAAUCAGGAUUUAUACUAAUGUUUUGCAUCUGCUGUCUGCAAUGACUCAAGAAGCAUAUAUCUACCAUGUAGAUAAAGUUGAUUCCAAUGAUACCCUGUAUGGUGGAGACUCCAAGUUCCUGGCUGAAAUUAAUAAACUGUGUGAAACAGUGAUAGCACAGAUCCUGGAUCAUCUGAAAACCCUUGGAAAAGAAGAGACACUAAAGCGACAAAGCCAGUUGGCACUCUAUUUCUUUAACACUAUUCUAGCUCAUGGGGAUCUACGAAACAAUAAACUAAACCAGCUUUCAGUCAAUCUCUGGAAUCUUGCUCAGAAACAUGGCUUUGCUGACACCAAAACUAUGGUGAAAACGCUAGAAUAUAUCAAGAGGCGAAGCAACCAACCUGAAAUGAGUCACUUCACAGACUUGGCCCUUCGGCUUCCCCUGCAGUCCAGGACCUGACGAAUGCCUCUUCCACGGGGCCAUCUGUACAAGAGAGCAUGGAGCUCACUGAUCUACAUUCUGACUGGAGAAGUUCAGUGUAUUUUUAUUUUACUUAGUGUGACAGAUUUACUUGGACAGGUAAAGGUAAAACUGUUCUGAGUACAAUAAUUUUACCUGAAUUUCUGUCUCCAGUUUUUUUACCACUAUAUUCUUAUUUUAAAUGCUGAUUUAGAUUCAGUAAAGGACAUUUCGAACCUCUAUCGUUGAAAAAGCCUUUUGAAAUCUAAUCUCUUGUCAUUUUAGCAACAAAUGAAGAUAAUCUGCAUGGAUCGAUUCAUAGCCUCCAAACUUCAUCCCACUUGCAGAAGUCUUUCUCCUGUGUAGAAAGCAGCAUUUCAAUAUAAUAAUCCUACUAAGUUGUCUUUCUGCUUUGGGAUGCUGCCGACAUUUGUUUGGUCAGUUCCAGAGAAAAAUGGCCGAGGUGUUACUGUUCUAAUUUCUACAAUACAUUUUCACUGACGUGUUUAUGCUUUCAUUUUAGUUCAGUGGUGUUUUGUAAAAUGGAAGGAAAUCUUUAAGUGCUGUCUGCAAAGGAAAACAGAAAUGUAUGCAAAGUACUCUAUAUUUGCAAAGUACACUAUCACUGAAUAAAACAAUUUGCAGUUCAUCCGUUUGUUCUGG